This is a messenger RNA of Myxocyprinus asiaticus (Chinese sucker), 2052 nucleotides long. It is a transcript of the gene eif2d, whose product is annotated as eukaryotic translation initiation factor 2D. The coding region runs from base 147 to 1946 and encodes 599 amino acids. Lineage: Eukaryota; Metazoa; Chordata; Actinopteri; Cypriniformes; Catostomidae. The transcript is spliced from 15 exons. Gene Ontology annotation, molecular function: translation initiation factor activity; RNA binding. Gene Ontology annotation, biological process: formation of translation preinitiation complex; translational initiation. The record is from RefSeq and is a predicted model, not a curated record.
ACAUGUUUAAGCGCUGCACCUGCAUGUCGCUGACGAUUAAAUUACUCUUAUCAGCUCAUUUUUAUUAAAUGGAAAAGUAGAGAAUAUCUCAUCCUCAAAAGUUUUAAGCUGAUUCUGACAAAAUACGUGUUUAUCUGAACAUCAAGAUGUUCGCCAAAGCGUUUCGUGUGAGAUCUAACACGGUUAUCAAGGGAUCUGACAGGAGGAAGCUGAGAGCAGAUAUCUCCACUGCCUUCCCUUUACUGUCAAUGGAGGAUCUUAAUGAGCUUUUCCCAAAUAAAGAAGAGCUAAAUAUUGUGAAGAUUUAUGCACAUAAGGGAGAUGCAGUCACUCUUUACGUGCUCCAAAAAAAUCCCAUAUUCUUUCAGAUGGAGAAACAGCUAUUCCCUACAGUGUACACACUGUGGCGAUAUCCUGCCAUGCUUCCAGCAUUCACCACAUGGCCACCUGUCCUGCAGAAGUUAGCUGGAGGAGCAGAUCUCAUGUUGCCAGGGGUUGUGGUGUCUGCUAGUGGCCUUCCUGAGGUAGAUCAAGGAGAUUGCUGUGCUGUCAAUCUUGUGGCGAACAGGGCACCAGUGGCCGUUGGCACUGCAGCCAUGUCGAGUGCUGAGAUGAGGAGCAGUGGAAUGAAGGGAAAAGGAGUGAAUAUUUUACAUACAUACAUGGACCAACUGUGGGUGUUUGGAGAUAAGACAAAUCCUCCAGUUAUACCAGUCACAAACUCUCCAGCACAGGUGGAGGAAGAAACAGAGGGAGAGGAAUACGAGGAGGAAGAGGAGGUUAAAGCAGAGGGGGAGGUCAGAGAUGGACAGAACAUCUCUGAACCAGUGAAAAAAUAUUGUCAGAGUAUGCAGGAGCUGAGAUUGGAAAAGCAAGAUGCUGAGGUGUUGAAGAAAGAAGAAAUGGAUAAAGUUAGAGAGGGAGAAGACUCUGACGGAGAAGAGGACGACUCUAGAUCUCCACAAGAGCAAAUGGAUGCAUUAUUGCUACAGUGCUUUCUCCAUGCACUGAAAACUAAAGUGAAAAAGUCAGAGCUCCCCCUGCUGACCAGCACCUUCCUCCGCAACCACAUGGUGGCCUGCUGUCCUCGAGGAAAACAACUUGAUAUCAAGAAAUCCAGUUAUAAAAAGCUCUCUAAGUUUCUGCAGUGCAUGCAGAGAGAUUACAGUCUGGUUCAGGUGAAGGAGUUGAGUAAAGGUGUGGAGAGCAUUGUGGAAGUUGACUGGAAGAACCCCAAGUUAAGUUCUUUCAGGACUCCCGAGGAUUGUGGGACAGAGAAUAACUCUGUGGAGGGGUGCGGCGCUUUUGAGGUGUCAUACCAGCCCCCUGAAAUCACACCCCUGUAUGGGGUCACAGCUCGCCUGGAGCCUCUCUUUCAGGAUGCCCAGAAAAGAAAGGGAACGGCUCUAAAGGCCAUUGAAGUGAGGAAUAUCAUCACAGAUUAUGUGAAGAAAAAUGAACUUGUCCAUGAAAUCAAUAAAAAUUUUGUCAUUAUUAAUCCUACACUUUGUGACUGCUUACUGGAGAAGUCUGAGUACCAGGAAGUGGAGAAGCUGAAAUGGGACGAUCUCAUUAGCAGGACUCUGAGCAGAAUGCAGGCAUGCCAUGAGGUGCUGUUUCCAGGUCAGCGUGCUAUGGUUAAAAAAGGACAGGUGGAACCCAUAGACAUCACUAUAGCCUCUAGGGGUUCCAAUAAGAAGGUUACAAUAAUAAAGAAUCUGGAGGGGUUUGGUUUAGACCCAGCUUUGGUAGCAGACACCCUGCAGCAUCGGGUCCAGGCCAGCUGCAUCAUCCAAGAUUCCCCAGGAGCCAGAAACAGGGUCCAGGUGCAGAUCCAGGGAAAUCAGGUCCAACAUGUUGGCAAACUCCUGCUAGAUCAGUAUCACAUCCCACGGAAAUAUGUGCAAGGUCUUGACAAAGCUCCCAAACCAGGCAAGAAGAAAUAGCAGACAUCCUUUCGACUAAUAGCUACAGUAUAUGUUACUGUAACAUUGACUGUAACAAUGUCUGGUCCAACCAUUUGUGCAAUAAAAAAAUCUGAUUUCAUUUUAA